GUGUGCAGUAAGAGGUAACCUAACGAGUGUUAGUGGCGCUUCUUGUGUGCUGUGGCUCACAUUUUGGUACUGGAGGCCGAGACUGUCUUGGCAACGGCGACCUCUGCAGCGACGGCUUUGGCUUUUGGAGGAGUGGCAGCGCACGGCCUGGAGGAGGGGCUUCUGGUCAGCCCAGGUUCUAUCAUAAUGAAUGGAUCUAGUGUGGCAAAUACAUCACCCAGUGUAAAAUCCAAAGAAGACCAAGGGUUAAAUGGGCACGAUGAGAAGGAAAACCCAUUUGCAGAGUACAUGUGGAUGGAAAAUGAAGAGGAUUUCAACAGACAGGUGGAAGAAGAGCUGCAGGAACAAGACUUUUUGGACCGCUGCUUCCAGGAGAUGCUGGAUGAAGAAGACCAAGACUGGUUUAUUCCAUCACGAGACCUGCCUCAGGCGAUGGGACAGUUGCAACAGCAGUUAAACGGACUGUCGGUCAGUGAUGGGCAUGAUUCUGAAGAUAUUUUGAGCAAAAGUAACCUGAACCCAGAUGCCAAGGAGUUUAUUCCAGGAGUGAAGUACUGAGCUAAGAAAGCUUUGAGGAGGACUUUUUUGUCCCCACAUCUGGGGAUAGUGAUGCACAAUAAGUUGGACCUGAAGAGGGGGGAGGGGUGGGUGAGGGGUGCAUAGCAGGGAAGGGAAAUGGUGGUUUAAUGAUACUGUGACUCUGAGUAACUCAUGUGCUCAGUCUUACUCUA
Molecule: messenger RNA, 731 nt
Organism: Otolemur garnettii (small-eared galago)
Lineage: Eukaryota; Metazoa; Chordata; Mammalia; Primates; Galagidae
Gene: PAIP2B
Product: poly(A) binding protein interacting protein 2B
Exons: 4
Coding region: 187-558 (123 amino acids)
Biological process (GO): negative regulation of translational initiation
Cellular component (GO): cytoplasm
Molecular function (GO): mRNA regulatory element binding translation repressor activity
Source: RefSeq, a predicted model, not a curated record